AUGGCCGUCGACGAAGCAACACAGACCAACGGCGUCCCCCCGCCCACCGCGGGGCAGUCAAAGGCAGAAGAAGUCUCACAGGCCAAAUGGAGCGUCGAGAGCGUCCUCACCGAACUCAACCUCACCUACACGGAAUCGACCGCCUCCCCCCUCCCCUUCUUCCACCUCCUCCAGCGCCUCAAAACCACAAAACGCGCCGGCUGGCAACGCUUCGGCAUCCCGGCCCCCGAAUCCAUCUCCGACCACAUGUACCGCAUGAGCAUCAUCACCAUGCUUGCGCCCGCCAGUCUGUCCAGCAAACUCGACAUGGCCAAGUGCUGCCGCAUGGCGCUCAUCCACGACAUGGCCGAGGCGCUGGUGGGAGACAUCACGCCCGUCGAUCCAGUCAGCAAAGAAGAGAAGAGUCGCCGCGAGAGCGAGACGAUGGAUUACAUCUGCGAGAAGUUGUUGGGCAAGGUUGGUGGGGGGCUCAAUGGCGUCGAGGUCAGGAAGAUUUGGCAGGAGUAUGAGGAUAGCGAGACGAGCGAGAGUUUGUUCGUGCAUGAUGUGGAUAAGAUUGAACUGCUGCUGCAGAUGGUCGAGUAUGAGCGGGAGAGUGGGUGUGAGAGGGAUUUGGGCGAGUUUACUUGGGUCGCGAAGAAGAUUGUGAGUGAAGAGGUGCAGGGCUGGGCAAAGGAUGUCUUUAGGGAGAGGAAGGAGUUGUGGAAAAUCGCGGGCAGGACGUGUACUUGGAGGGCGGAUACGGAGCCAAAGGAAUGA
This is a messenger RNA of Parastagonospora nodorum SN15, 759 nucleotides long. RefSeq lists its product as hypothetical. Lineage: Eukaryota; Fungi; Ascomycota; Dothideomycetes; Pleosporales; Phaeosphaeriaceae. Gene Ontology annotation, cellular component: cytoplasm. Gene Ontology annotation, molecular function: 5'-deoxynucleotidase activity. The record is from RefSeq and is a predicted model, not a curated record. The transcript is spliced from 2 exons. Bases 1 to 759 code for a protein of 252 amino acids.